This is a messenger RNA of Caenorhabditis angaria, 2088 nucleotides long. The record is from the annotation of a GenBank genome assembly. Lineage: Eukaryota; Metazoa; Nematoda; Chromadorea; Rhabditida; Rhabditidae.
AUGAAUUUGGAAAUAUUCCUUCUUAUUUUCUUAUUCGAAUUUGCAACUCCCUAUCAGAAAUUGUUACGUGAUCCUGUGACUUUUGAAAACUCUCAAAUUCAUCGAAAAAGCUCGGAAUCGCAAUACAAAUACCGUGAAGAAUAUGUGAAAGUUCCAAUUGAUCAUUUCACUUACAGAACUGAUUUUGAAUUCAAUUUGAGAUAUUUAAUCAAUACUGACAGUUUCAAGAAAGGUGGACCAAUUCUGUUGUACACCGGAAAUGAGGGAAAAAUUGAAGACUUUGCAGAAAAUACGGUAGGUCUACAAUGUAAAAAAAAAUACUAUAAAUAUUUUCGAAGUUUAAAGUCAUACAGUUUUUAUAGGGAUUUAUGUUUGAUUUGGCUCCAGAAUUAAACGCGGCCGUAGUUUUUGUGGAGCAUCGUUUCUAUGGAAAAUCAAAACCGUUUGGUAAUGAGAUUUAUUCAACUAUUGAGAAUUUGGGAUAUUUAUCGACUUCACAAGCAUUGGCUGAUUUCGCCUUGACAGUUCAACACUUAAAAAAUGGGGUGAGUGAAAAUAGUUUCGGGAAUGAUUAAAGGGGGGUAAGACGACAAAAUUGUUUUGUCGCAAAGUUAAAGGCUCCCCAAAAGUAGUAAAACCUCCAAGGGAUUUUUUUCUGGAAACGCUCAGAAAAAAUGUUCCAUAAACUAGGUACCACGUAUAGAUACGUUGAAAUUAUUCCAUAAACUUUCGGACAACGUAUAGCUACGUUGAAAAAAGUUCAUGGAAUAUUUUUUUCGGACCUUUUUUGGCCUUUCGGGAAAAAAUCCCCUGCGGCUUUUACUAUUCGAAGGGAGCCCGAUUCGUUGAGCAAAUAAAAUUUUGUCGUCUUACCCCCCUUUAAGUUGACUCAAAAAGAUGAUUUUAAAGAGAUAAUCAUGAUAUGUAUGGAAAAUACUUUUAUUUCUAGAAAACAAUUCCGGGCGCUGAUAAAAAUACACCUGUCAUAGCUUUCGGUGGAUCUUUGGGUGGAAUGUUAGCUGCAUGGUUCCGUAUCAAAUAUCCACAUAUUGUUGAUGGAGCAAUCGCAUCAUCGGCUCCAGUUGUAGUUUAUCCAGAUUCGAACGCAACUGAAUCUGCCAUGAUUGAAACCAGGGCUUUUGUUGAUUCUGGUUGCAAUAGAAAAGCGAUUGAGAGAAGUUGGAAAAUAUUGGACAAACUAGCAAAAACAAAAGCUGGGAGAACAAAACUCAACAAGAUUUUCAGAUUGGAUCCUAAAAAAUCUUUGCUCUUGAAAGAAAAAGAUGUAGAAGCUUUGAAAGGGUUCAUUGACGGAACGAUGUUUUCGAUGAGUAUGGUAAAUUAUCCAUAUCCUAAUUCGUUUUUAUCAAAACUUCCUGGUUGGCCGCUCAAACAAGUCUGCAAAAAAAUAAGGAAAAUUGAACCAAGUGAUGAGAAAACUAUGGAACAACUAUAUAGUGUAAGCGGCACGUGUCGAAGAAAGUGAAACUUUGACGCAUUUCUAUUUUCUCAGAUCGUCAAUCUAUACCACAACUACACUGGAGAUAAAGCUCAUUUUUGCGUGAACAGUGAAAAUUGUGGAGGUUCCUCUGAAGAUGAUUUAGGUUGGCCAUUCCAGGCUUGCACCGAAGUUAUAUUACCAAUGUGUUCGAAAGGUCCUCCAAAUGACUUUUUCUGGAAAACGUGUCCAGUUUCUAUGAAGAAAAGAUUUGAAGGGUGUAAUUCCACGUAAGUUUCUAGCUCAUUUCAAUCUUCAAUUUCAAUUUGACCAGAUUUGGUUCAAUUGGCUACACAAAAAGAAUGCUCCGCCCAAACUCGCUUGCUCUAAAUUAUGGCUCUUCAAAAUUCUCAACAGCAACUAAUAUCAUUUUUUCGAAUGGUUAUUUAGAUCCUUGGUCAGCUUAUGGAUAUUCGAAGAAAAAUGUGUUGAAAGGGCCGAUAAAAUCAAUAAUUUUGAAAACUGGAGCACAUCAUUAUGAUUUGAGAGGAGCAGAUAAAUUGGACACUAAAGAAGUGAAACAAGUUCGGAUUUUUGAGAAAAAUGAGAUUAAGAAAUGGAUCAAGGAGAAAAAGAUGAAGAAGAAUUGA